Molecule: messenger RNA, 800 nt
Organism: Trichobilharzia szidati
Lineage: Eukaryota; Metazoa; Platyhelminthes; Trematoda; Strigeidida; Schistosomatidae
Source: the annotation of a GenBank genome assembly
CUCUGUAACACUGAGAAAAUAAUGUCAAAAGCCACAUUGUGGGACAGCAUAGUUUCAGAAUUUGAAUUAAAAAAACAUGGUCUGAUUCCUGAAGAAAUAGAAACAAAUCGCGCUAUAGCUAUUGAAUCAUUUAAUACACCACAAGUAACUUGUGUUUAUUUUGAUUAAUUAAUUAAACAAACUUUUCUAAUUCAUAACUUUUAUUGAGCCCAUUUAAUGUAAUGCAUGAAAAUUCAGGGGAAUAUGAAUAUCAGUCUGCAGAGGAUGAGGAUAAGGAUAUUGCCGAUUUGAAAGAUCCAAAAUCAGACUAUGCAAAAUCAUGCAGGGCAAGUGAAUAUCUAACACAUUUUAUAUUCCCCUGUCUCCUACCGGCUAUGGAAGAAAUGCUUAAAAAAGCGCAAGAAUCACGUUGUUUUGAGAAAAAACGUUUUGGAUUCAAUGGUUUGGACUUUUUAACCCUGUAUUUAUACAAGAAUAACACAUAUACUAAAGACGAUAGAACUGCCCUGCAAACAUUAUCCGACAUUCCAUGGAUUUCAAAAGAAUGGGAGAAAAAUCCACGAAAACCGCUACCACUCAGCUUACAAUGGUCAGAUGACGAAGCAGCUAUCAAAUUACAAUCCUACUGGAGAGGUUAUCUAGUAAGGCGAAUACCAGAGGUAUGCGAACUUCGACAAUGGCAAUCAGAAUGGAGAAAAUAUAAUCGUAUGAAAGAGGAACAAUCAGAAGAACAAUCGCCUCAAUCUUAAUAGUGUUUAAUAUACAGUCCUUACACAGAUGAAAAUAAUGUUAUUAUAUUC